AUGGCGUCUGCACUCAAGGCCCAGAGCAAGAUAGCAAGUAAGAUAGAGGCCAAGGAGAGCAGAAAAAAGCAAAAACAGAAGCGAGACGUGGCAGACGAGGACGAGGAUACGAUCAUGCAAGAGGCCUCCAAGGACAUGGUCAAAGUGGCGACCUCAACGAGCGAAACUAAAAAGAGAAACAAGCAAAGAGUGCUACUCCUCUGCUCUAGAGGUGUCACGCAUCGAAUGCGCCACCUAAUGAACGAUUUGGAGGCAUUGCUACCUCAGGUGAAAAAAGAUUCAAAGCUAGACUCGAAGAACAAUUUGGGACUUUUGCCCGAGCUUGCGGAUCUUAACAAUUGUAACAACACACUCAAAGACGCCGAAUGGACCAAGUAUCAAAAUGCAUGUGCAAACAUCCAUACGAUGGAUGAGCUUAAGAUGACUGGCAACUGUCUCAAGGGCAGCCGAGGGAUCGUCAGCUUUGACAAAGCAUUCGACGACACCGAGUGGGGAAGACUCGUCAAAGAAGUCUUUACACAGAUAUUUUGCGUGCCCCCUCUUGCCAGGCGGUCAAAGCCGUUCAUCGACCACAUCCUUACGUUCUCGCUACUGGAUGGAAAGAUAUGGUUCCGUAACUUUCAGAUUAUGGAAAAGAACCCAGAGCAGCCAAACGCUCCCGCACAGACCAGCUUGGUGGAAAUUGGGCCUCGAUUUGUACUGACACCGAUUAAAAUUUUCGAGGGUGCCUUCAACGGUGCAACCGUCUACUCGAAUCCUGAAUUUGUGACACCAACCGCGGUACGUUCGGCGCUACGAAGAGCCCAGGGAGAAAAGUACCGAAUCCGCAAGGGCGUCGAAAGCGAACGUGCGGAUCGGAGGGAACUGCGGAGACGACCGGAAGACGAACUGGCAGUAUCCAAAGUAUUUUCCUAG
Molecule: messenger RNA, 915 nt
Organism: Serendipita indica DSM 11827
Lineage: Eukaryota; Fungi; Basidiomycota; Agaricomycetes; Sebacinales; Serendipitaceae
Source: the annotation of a GenBank genome assembly